AUGACAACUCAUCGGUACAAUCUUCGAAGUAACAAAAACAACAAUAGUCAACCAUCAUUAGAUCUUUCCAAUCGUCCAAAACAAGAACAAUCCACUGUUGGUAGACAAAAAUCCUUACUCAAAGGUAUUCAAACGCAAGCGACUCAAGCUUUUCCAACAUCAACACAAAAUCAACAAGAAGAAGAAGAAAUUUAUUCCACUAUAUCAUCUGAACUUCUUCGAGACACUCUCACAAAUUCUUCUGCAACCAACACAAUUGAUUUAAAAAUGGCUAAUCCUGAAAAUUUCAAACAAUGGAAAAUUGAACAACAACAAAAGAUCACAGUACUAGAACAUUCAAAAUUGAAUACAAUUGAUCAAUGGAUGGAAAUUAUAGAAUCAGUUUUCACAACAUUGGAUUAUGAAGAAGAAAUUUGGGCAACAAUUGUUUAUAGAUAUCUUGAUCAACAACUGCAAGACUGGUAUGAUCAAACAAAACCGUCCUUUUUAGGUUCAAAUGACUGGAAUAAAUUUAAGGAACUGUUGACACAAUACCCAGUAGUUCCAUCAUGGUUAUCAUCAACAAUGGAUACUGUAACAUCAACGUCACCAAGCUCAAAUGAUACAAAUUCCACUACAAAUGAUAAUAAUCAUGCAAUUGAAGACAAAAAGCUACCAACAUCUCUACUACGA
This is a messenger RNA of Didymodactylos carnosus, 672 nucleotides long. NCBI's taxonomy places the organism in Eukaryota, Metazoa, Rotifera, Eurotatoria, Philodinida, Philodinidae. The record is from the annotation of a GenBank genome assembly.